CCGGAACGCUCAGUGCGCAUGCUCCAAGCGCGGCGCCCCCGACUCGCCGCUCGGCUUUAUUCGGGCAUUUCCGCCUCUUUGUUUUAAACUCCGGACGGGUUUUUUUCUCCGGCUCUUGGGGGGGACCAGGAGGCAGUGGCGCCCCCUCCCAUCCCUUCGCUGCCCCCGCGUGCGCCCCGCUCGUCCGCAGCCGAGACGGCAGGCCUCAGGAUGUAGCGGAGGGUUCCCGGCCCCACGUCCAGAAAAUGGGAAGAGAGCAGAGGGCCGGAGGACGGCGCAGAGGCGAAGACUCGGCGAGCGGACCGGCGCGGCUGCCCGAGAGCGACAGCGCCACAGCCGAAGCCUGAGCGCCGAUGCGGAGGUGGAGGGAGGGGACCGACUGCGUCUAGAGGAGAAGCCAAAGAUGUUGACCAGAAAGAUUAAACUCUGGGACAUAAACGCCCACAUCACCUGCCGCCUGUGCAGCGGGUACCUCAUCGACGCGACCACGGUGACCGAGUGUCUGCACACGUUCUGCCGGAGCUGCCUCGUCAAGUACUUGGAGGAGAACAACACCUGCCCCACGUGCCGGAUCGUCAUCCACCAGAGCCACCCGCUGCAGUACAUCGGUCAUGACAGGACCAUGCAGGACAUCGUUUACAAGCUGGUACCAGGCCUGCAGGAAGCGGAAAUGAGGAAACAGAGGGAAUUCUACCACAAGUUGGGCAUGGAGGUGCCUGGAGACAUCAAGGGGGAGACUGGUUCUGCAAAACAGCACUCGGACCCCCACCGGAAUGGUGAAACCAAAGCGGAUGAGAGUUCCAACAAGGAGAUGGCCGAGGAGAAGCAGGAGGAGGACAACGACUACCACCGCAGCGACGAGCAGGUGAGCAUCUGUCUGGAGUGCAACAGCAGCAAGCUGCGCGGCCUGAAGCGCAAGUGGAUCCGCUGCUCCGCCCAGGCCACCGUGCUGCACCUGAAGAAGUUCAUUGCCAAGAAGCUCAACCUCUCGUCCUUCAACGAGCUGGACAUUUUAUGCAAUGAGGAAAUCCUGGGCAAGGACCACACACUCAAGUUUGUGGUCGUCACAAGAUGGAGAUUCAAGAAGGCGCCGCUCCUGCUGCACUACAGACCCAAGAUGGACCUGCUGUGACGCACGGCGCGUGCAGGACCACGUGCCCGCGGAGGGGCCUCGGUCCUGGGGACCGGACUUCUGAACAGAGUAUUUAUCACUUUUGUACGAGAGAGUUCGCACUCAACAAGACACUACCAGCAGCACGGUGACAAGGUGGCGACACCUCACAGGCUCCCGCCCCUGACCCGGCCCGCGGUCCCUCGGCGCCUGGGACCGGCCGUGGCCGCAGCGGCCUCUCCCGCCGCCGUGCGGCCCCGCCUGCUUCCAGGUCUCAGAACCACAGCGUUUCGGUUUAGUUGAUGAAUUAGGUUUCAGGAUGAGCCUCAAAAAUACUUGUACGUGUGUCGAAUCUUCCCUAAGUUAUUGAAAAAGUAUCUUUUCAUGGUGAAUGACGAUAUUUAUGUUGCCUUUAGCUUCCCGAAGGCUAGAAGACCUAUAAAAAAAUUAAUUUAAAAGCAUACCAAAAGAGGUUGCUGUUCAUAUUCCACAUCCACCAUGGCCUUCAGUGUCCCUGCUGUGAGACCCCACGAAGCCACGGAUCUCUCUGACCCCCUCGUGCUCCCGGCACCGGCGGCCCCAGCGCAGCUGGGACCUGGCCCUGGUUUGCAGAGCCUCUUGUUAGAAAUCCCUUCUGUUAUCAGACAGGGCUCCAGCCGCCGGGCCCCCUGCCCACCCUGCCCCAUCUUCCUUUUGCUGGAGAGGGAGUGGCAGCCUUUUGGGGGGUGGGGGGCUUUCCCAGCAGAGGAGGGGCUUGUGCCUGUGGGGACUCGGCAGACCCAGGUUCCCCACCAUACCUGCCCUCCCUUUAAGGGGCUGCGGCCUGGCCCUCCUCUCGCGCCCUCUGUGGGGGGAGGUUCUCACUGAGCCCCACGGGCAGGGCAGCAAGGUGGCGGCUUUAGUUGCUAAGGACCUGCAACCAGCCGCAGGUGACUCACAGUGUCUAACCCCUUUCUCCUCCCGAAUGUUAAUAUUUUUGUGGAAUUAGAGAAUAAACUUUUUGCCAGCACAUAAA
Molecule: messenger RNA, 2126 nt
Organism: Artibeus jamaicensis (Jamaican fruit-eating bat)
Lineage: Eukaryota; Metazoa; Chordata; Mammalia; Chiroptera; Phyllostomidae
Gene: PCGF3
Product: polycomb group ring finger 3
Exons: 11
Coding region: 404-1132 (242 amino acids)
Biological process (GO): regulation of transcription by RNA polymerase II
Cellular component (GO): PRC1 complex
Source: RefSeq, a predicted model, not a curated record